GGCCACUUACUUCUUGGUUUUCCGGGUGUUCGCAUCAUUGAGAUUCCAUAUCCCCUGUCAAUAAGGGUUCAUAUUCAGAAUAAAUGAAGGAAGCCAUCAACCUUUCCGGACCGACGGUAAGGAUCGUCGAGAGUCCGAUCCCAGAACCAAACGAGGAUCAAGUUCUUAUCCGAGUGAUCGUCUCCGGGUCGAAUCCCAAGGAUUGGAAAGCCCCUGAUUUUGCGGCUUCCGGGAACUCCCCCGUUCGCAUUCCUUUGGAAGUCAAGAGAGGACUAAAUCAGGGGGAUGAUAUGGCUGGCAUUGUGGAAAAGGUGGGCUCUAAAGUGGUUGAAUUUAAGCCAGGCGACCGUGUUGCUGCAUUCCACGAAAUGUUCACUCCUGGUGGUUCCUAUGCGGAAUACGGAAUUGCGUGGAGCCAUACGACUUUUCAUCUACCCAACCACACUUCAUUUGAAGAGGCCGCAACAAUCCCACUCACCGCCAUGACUGCUGCUGUAUCUCUGUACGCGCAUCUUCGCUUCCCAUUCCCAUGGGCCCCUGCCCAGAAGUCGAUCCCAUUCGUCGUUUACGGCGCGAGCACAGCGGUUGGCUCGUAUGCUAUUAAAUUGGCAUCUAAUAGCAACAUCCAUCCCAUCAUUGCGAUCGCAGGGAAAGGUUCUCAUUAUGUGGAGAGUCUUAUUGAUCGUAGCAAAGGUGACACAGUCAUUGAUUAUCGUGGGGGUGCGGAGGAAACGGUUAAGGAAAUAGCUCACAGCCUUGAAAAAGCGGGCCAUAGUACUGUCCAGCACGCGCUUGAUGCCGUUAACAUUAUCCCGCAGAGCGCAGAGGUCUUGAGGCGAUCAGUCGCUGCCGGAGGACAGAUUGAUUUCGUGGCCCCAAAUGACCUAGAUGUUUCGCCUGCGAUCAAAUCAGUUACUCAUGUGGGAUCGGUGCACAAACAGCCUGGACUUGAAGACAACAAGGAGCUUGGGCACAUCUUCUCUCGUUACCUGACGAGAGCCCUGCAGAAUAACAGUUUCACCGGCCAUCCUUUCGAACUUAGGCCCGGAGGCCUAGAAGGCGUUGGGGAUGCAUUGAAGGAUUUAAAGUCAGGAAAAGCAAGCGCUACCAAGUAUAUUUUUCGUAUUGCGGAUACCCCGGGGGUGGCCUAGUGUUAGCCAAGCUAGCUAUGAUAGCCUAUUUGAAGGACAGUAUGCCCACAGCUACGGAGUAAUUUUGCCGUGCGGAAAAUCUACUCUAAAUUCAAUAUCUUCAUCUUUUUGGUUGGUUGCAUGCAUGUUCUCUGGAGUCGGUAGAGUGUAUGCAAGAGUCAAGAGACUCUUCCUAGACAACUAGUGCUUGAAUAAAGGCCAAACUUAUAUGCGGGACAUAGUAGCGAUGUUAGCGCCACUCACCCACCGCGGCCCCAUUAAGGCAAGCUUAGUGAGGUUCAUCCCUUCGCCUGAGCGGCUGCAUAACCAAUCAGUUAAGGCUAUCGAUAAUAACUUUUAAAAAAAAGGCCCUUUUCUUGUAUACUAUACAUAGGCUGCUGUUGGUUUUGGUGUAUCUUGCUUCGCUAGCAAAUCAGCUGAGCCAGUGCCUCGAAAAGGGGAUAAAAUCCACUGUUAUAAGCCAAUCAGACUAGUGAGAUUGACCCAAUGCUCAUGAUUCUGUUUGGACCGCAGAAUGACCGUUGCGGCACUAAGCCGGUCAGCUUCCACAGCCGCGCUAUCAGAAAUCUUAGGAUCAAUUGCAGUACAUUUUCUUUUCAUUGGCUGAGAUGACUCCUCCUGAGAUUGGAAGGCUCUUAUUCAAAAGAGGAUAUAGUUAUGCAGCGAUUGCUUGCCCGUAACCCAUCGCUUGUUGCUAGAUCUGGUUCAGCGAGUCGUUUUCUUUACUGCA
This is a messenger RNA of Aspergillus alliaceus, 1881 nucleotides long. Its product is annotated as zinc-binding alcohol dehydrogenase family protein. The transcript has 3 exons. The record is from RefSeq and is a predicted model, not a curated record. Gene Ontology annotation, molecular function: oxidoreductase activity, acting on NAD(P)H. Lineage: Eukaryota; Fungi; Ascomycota; Eurotiomycetes; Eurotiales; Aspergillaceae. The coding region runs from base 84 to 1151 and encodes 355 amino acids.